Raphanus sativus (radish) is the source of this 932-nucleotide messenger RNA. Its product is annotated as 60S ribosomal protein L7-3. The record is from RefSeq and is a predicted model, not a curated record. The coding region runs from base 100 to 828 and encodes 242 amino acids. Gene Ontology annotation, biological process: maturation of LSU-rRNA from tricistronic rRNA transcript (SSU-rRNA, 5.8S rRNA, LSU-rRNA). The transcript has 5 exons. NCBI's taxonomy places the organism in Eukaryota, Viridiplantae, Streptophyta, Magnoliopsida, Brassicales, Brassicaceae. Gene Ontology annotation, molecular function: structural constituent of ribosome; RNA binding. Gene Ontology annotation, cellular component: cytosolic large ribosomal subunit.
AAGGCUAUGAAUUAAAAACCCUAAACCCAUUUUUGUUCUUCCUCUCUGCGCCGCGCUCACUCUCUCUCUCAGAUAAUACCUUCCGCUCAAAGGAAGAAAAUGGCAGAAUCUAAGAUGGUGGUUCCAGAGUCUGUCUUGAAAAAGAUCAAGAGGGAAGAGGAAUGGGCAUUGGCCAAGAAGCAAGAAGCUGAAGCUGCUAAGAAGAAGAGCGUUGAGACCCGCAAGCUUAUCUUCAAGAGAGCUGAGCAAUACGCUAAAGAAUACGCUGAGAAGGACAAUGAGUUGAUCAGGUUGAAGCGUGAGGCUAAGUUGAAAGGAGGGUUCUACGUUGAUCCAGAGGCUAAACUGCUCUUUAUCAUUCGUAUCCGUGGAAUCAACGCUAUUGAUCCAAAAACCAAGAAGAUUCUGCAGCUCCUGCGUUUGAGACAAAUCUUCAAUGGUGUGUUCCUUAAGGUGAACAAGGCAACAAUCAACAUGUUGCGUCGCGUUGAGCCUUACGUGACCUACGGGUACCCAAAUCUGAAGAGUGUUAAAGAGCUGAUCUACAAGAGAGGAUUUGGAAAGCUGAACCACCAGAGGAUAGCGCUCACGGACAACUCUAUAGUGAGCCAAGGUCUAGGAAAGCACAACAUCAUCUGCGUGGAGGAUCUGAUCCACGAGAUCAUGACCGUUGGACCUCACUUCAAAGAAGCCAACAACUUCCUUUGGCCCUUCCAGCUGAAGGCGCCGCUCGGUGGACUUAAGAAGAAGAGGAACCACUACGUUGAAGGUGGUGAUGCUGGGAACAGAGAGAACUUCAUCAACGAGCUUGUCAGGAGAAUGAACUGACUGAUCAAAAGCUUUCCUUAUUUUGUCUUUGUUCUUAUAUCAGUGACCGUGUUAUGAUGAUUAUGUUACUUGUUUACGAUCAUCUUAUUUGACUUUUGCUUACU